ACACUUCACUUCCCCCCAGAAGGAUGGUGUCCCCCCAGACUAUGAUAGACACAACCCGGAGCACCGGCACAUCUACAAGUUCGUGCGCACUUUAUUCAAUGCUGCUCAACUCACUGCCGAGUGUGCCAUUAUUACACUAGUCUACCUUGAAAGGCUGUUGACAUAUGCUGACAUAGACAUGACACCGGGAACGUGGAAGCGCAUUGUCUUAGGUGCUAUCAUUCUUGCCAGUAAAGUCUGGGAUGACCAAGCUGUAUGGAAUGUUGACUACUGCCAGAUCCUCAAGGACAUUUGUGUUGAUGAUAUGAACGAGUUGGAGCGUCAGUACUUGGUAAUGAUCCAGUUCAACAUCAACGUGCCGUCCUCCGUGUAUGCCAAGUAUUACUUCAGCUUACGUACCCUAGCAGAAGCCAAUGAUUUGACCUUCCCGGCAGAAACUCUGAGCAAAGAACGCGCUCAAAAGUUGGAGGCCAUGUCCCGCAUCUGUGAAGACAAGUACGCAUCCCAGUUGGGGCGUAAUGGCCACAAGAAGUGGAGCAGUCUGGACAAUAUCAACGCUACAUGCCGACGCUCAGUGGCAAUCCUCUCAUGAUCUUAGGUUCUAAGAUAAAAUCUUAUGCACAGAGGUCUUUAACUAUGUUAGGAAAUACAUCAUCUUACUACAGUUUCAACCUCCAUGUUUGUUAACGUCGGUGGUGGUGAUAUUUUUUAUUAAACGUUGAGGCCACAGUUCAUGGUGAUCACUUUGUCUUGGUCUCCUUAAUAUAAUCUUGGGAUUUUUGCCAAAUACUUUGUGACUGAAAA
Homarus americanus (American lobster) is the source of this 804-nucleotide messenger RNA. RefSeq names its product cyclin-Y-like. The transcript has 3 exons. The coding region runs from base 179 to 592 and encodes 137 amino acids. The record is from RefSeq and is a predicted model, not a curated record. Gene Ontology annotation, cellular component: plasma membrane. Gene Ontology annotation, molecular function: cyclin-dependent protein serine/threonine kinase activator activity; protein kinase binding. Lineage: Eukaryota; Metazoa; Arthropoda; Malacostraca; Decapoda; Nephropidae. Gene Ontology annotation, biological process: regulation of cyclin-dependent protein serine/threonine kinase activity; regulation of canonical Wnt signaling pathway.